This is a messenger RNA of Balaenoptera acutorostrata (minke whale), 4466 nucleotides long. It is a transcript of the gene TLCD4, whose product is annotated as TLC domain containing 4. Gene Ontology annotation, biological process: lipid homeostasis. The record is from RefSeq and is a predicted model, not a curated record. NCBI's taxonomy places the organism in Eukaryota, Metazoa, Chordata, Mammalia, Artiodactyla, Balaenopteridae. The transcript has 11 exons. Gene Ontology annotation, cellular component: membrane; endoplasmic reticulum. Bases 447 to 1238 code for a protein of 263 amino acids.
AGGCAGUCAUCCUGAACGUGUGGCCAGGCAGCCUGUUUUCGGUGAACUCCAAGCAUAUGUAGGCUCCUCUCAGCAUAUGGACGAAGCAUGGCCCUCCCAGCGCUACAGAAGUCAGAGUAGCACUAAAAUGAUAGUGUACAAAGGGGUUUACAAGAUAUAAGCCACAAGAAAGAAGAGGACUGGAGAAAAGUACACAGCAGAUGGGAGAUCUCAGUAAAUUUUGGAAGCCAGAAGUUGGAUGGAGUAGAGAUGCAGUCAUACCUCGGAAAGAACAGAGCAACUAUCAGCCACUGCAGACAAGCACAGGACAGAGUCUGGAGGAGGGCUGAUCCCACUGAUGUGCACCUACAACCAUCCUGUCCGUGGAUAGUUAUGAAAUACCUGUGUGAGUGCAUAGACAGGAGACCUGGAAGUUUUUGAGGCCGUAUUUAACAGGUUGAAGAAAUAUGGAUACCAACACCAUAUUGGUCAUCAGCGCUGGUUUUACCAGCUUUUUCACCUUUCAGCUUCUUUUCCACUUUGUAAGUUAUUGGUUUUCAGCAAAAGUUUCUCCAGGUUUUGAUAAUCUCAACUUCGAAAAGAAGAUUGAAUGGAACUCAAGGGUAGUGUCUACGUGUCAUUCUUUGGUGGUUGGGGUUAUUGGCUUGUACAUUUUCUUGUUUGAUGAGGCUACUAUUGCUGAUCCACUGUGGGGUGAUCCAUCUCUUGUGAAAGUGAAUAUUGCUAUUGCUUCAGGCUACCUCAUUUCUGAUUUGUUGAUUCUCAUUUGGUAUUGGAAAGUGAUUGGUGACAAGUAUUUUAUAAUUCACCAUUGUACAGCGCUGUAUGCAUACUACUUUGUACUGAGGGAUGGAGUGCUGGGAUACAUUGGGAAUUUUCGCCUGCUUGCAGAACUUUCCAGCCCUUUUGUGAAUCAGCGGUGGUUCUUUGAGGCUCUGAAGUAUCCUAAGUUUUCCAAGGCUAAUGUCAUCAAUGGAAUACUCAUGACUGUGGUGUUCUUCAUAGUGCGGAUUGCCUCAAUACCUCCUUUUUAUGGCUACAUUUACUCUGUGUUAGGAACAGAAGCCUACCGGAGGCUUGGAUUUUUAAUUCAAUGUUCCUGGAUCUCUACUUGUGUUGUUUUGGAUGUAAUGAAUGUCAUGUGGAUGAUCAAAAUUUCAAAGGGGUGCAUCAAAGUCAUCUCUCUCAUAAGACAAGAGAAAGCCAAGAAGAGUCUUCAGAAUGGAAAACUUGACUAAAAGUGGGCUAUUGAUAAGCAUACUUCAUUACUACCCACAUUAUAUCUUCUGAUAGGUUGAAUUCUUGGCAUGUUCUUGUGCUUCUUUAUUAAUUAUACUUGUUAUUCUCGAUUUCAAUGUCCUUUUUUUUCUAACCGUUAGAAAAGAGAAACUAAAAUUUAGUUUUUAUCUGAAGAUUUAUUUUCUGAUAUUCUUCUGCAUUAUAAGCAUGGAUAAAAUCUUAAAGGUUUAAAUAAAAAUGUAUAAAUAUGGUGGUGAAUCUUCUUAGAAAUCUGUUAACUGGCAUUGGUAUUUUUCUCUGUGAAAACAUGACUAUGCUAAUUUGGUGCACUUGGUUUUAUGUCACCGAUUUUGCUGAAAGAAUGGGAACUGCUUUUAAAUCUGUAGAUAGGUCUCCACAUUUUGUUGUAUUGCACUCAUUUCUUACUAUGGCUGUCAAUACCUGUGUAGUGUUUAAUUUCCAAAUUGUUGAAAUGUUCUUUUUCUUAGGCGAUUAGAAGUGAUGUCUUUUUCAUUUAGAUAUGCUGUCAUCUACUAAUAAUGAAGUAUUUUGCUUAUUUUGGGAACCUUUAAUUAGUUAAGUUAUGGAAAAUAUUUCUUGCAUUUUCAGAUUUUUCUGACAUCACUUUAUUAUUUUUAAUAUUUUAUCAAAUUAUAGCUUUUUUCUUUUGUAGUAAAGCUUAAGACCGAUCUAAUAGAGCUCCUUAAGAGAUGAAUUCUUCCUUCUAAACAUGCAUGUUCUAGAUGACUAUUUGGGCUAAUAGGAGGAAUCAUUAAGAAAAAAGCUUUAACACUUCUCUCUCUAUCUGCGUCCCUUGCACUUUUUCUAUGAAAAAUAUAUUAUUUCUAUUUGCAAAACCUCCCCUGAGUUCAGAACCCAACAUCAUUAGCACCAAAAUCUUAUGCAACAUGUAUUUAUCAUGCUCCUAAGGUAAGCCUCUUCUUGAUGAGACCAAAACUACAAAAAAAAAUCAGUAUUCAUAUUUUACUCACAAUUUACACCCAUGCUUUUGCUUAACCAGCACUUUGAGUGCUUUGAAUUUCUGUCUUUCCUAAAGGAUAGGAAAAUGAUAGAUAAUUUAAUCCAAGCAUUCUGAUUAUCAAUAUUAUUGCUUUAUCUGGGGAUAAAUGACUGGUGACAUUUUUUUCUGUUUGUGUGUGUGGGUAUGUUUGUGUUUGCUUUGGUCCUUACAACCCAAAUAUAGAAUUAUAUAGUUAGCUAUUAUUGCCUUUAUUUAUUUUUCUCAAGUACUUUAAUGAUCAUUCUUACCUAAGGAAAAAAAUUAAUCAGCGUUAAAUACUUGAAUUUAGUUGAACCCAAACCAAAAGAUCUAAUUCAUUCAGUUUCUCAGUUUGAAGGAGAAUGUGUGACUCACUCUUAUUGUCCAUGUUAUGAUGAUGAAGGGAGGCUAGCUGGAUAUUUCAGGACUUUUGAUUUGAUGUGAUUUGAUUGACUUGGCUGUCCAAUGCAGAUAGGGCCUGAUACAUUGUAGAACAUUUGAAGAAAGUAAUUGAGAUCUCAGUCAGUAACUAAAUGAAAAAUUGAAGUUGAUCAGCUUAUACCAGGUACACUUAUUUUUGAAAGACUUAAUUAAAGUAAUAUAAAAUAUAGGUAUUUGUUUUUAAAUCUGCUAAUAUUACAUUGAUAAUUUGUUACUAAAUUUAGUGCCUUCUACACAUAGGCACUUAAACAUGUAUUGGUUGUUUAGCAGGGGUAGGAAAGCACGUGGUUUUAUCUUGUUCUUUUCUUGCUCUUUUGCAAGAAAAAUGGCUUUUUAAAAGGAAAACAUUUAUAUUAGAAAACUGUUUUGGAAAUUCAUUCCUUUAGGAAGAAACAAAACUUGAAAUAAAUAUUUUUGACUUUGGAUAUUUCUGUAGCUUCUGAACACAGAUUUUAAACCCACCAUCAAAAGGAAGACAAUAUAAAGCUAUAUGUUAGUGAGUUUCCAUAUAGCACUUUCCAUUUUUAUAGUUAUUUCAUGCUUAAAACUUCAUUUUUACUUUCACCAACAGCACCUUUCUGCAGUAUAGCCCCCUCACUAUGUAAGCAUAAUUAAAAUAUCAAGGUGUUGAACUAAAGUUUGUUAUUCCCUUAGUCAGCAAUUCUUAUUUUAUGCUGGCUGCAUGAUAGUUAAUUUAAUAUCCAGAUUCAAUAUCCGAAAGUAGAUUCUAUGCAUUUCCUCAUAAAACAGACAUGAAAUGAAAAAGACACUGCAAGCUGCCAUGCUACUUGAAGUCAGAUCUUUACAGGAGCUAUACUUUGCUGUUCUGUGAUUAUAUCCACCUACGUAAGAAACAAGUAGUUAAAGACAGAACAUUUCAUUUAUUAAAUGAUGAAUUUUUCAUUUAUUAAAUGACAAACUUUUGCUAGACAUUUUACGUAUUAAAUAUUUUGACUACAUGGAUUAGUUUAAAUGAUUCUAUUAGGCAUUCUGAUAUUUAACAACUGUUAAAAUAUUUAUAGAAAAUGAAAGCAAAUUGGUAUAAAUUUUUAAGCAACUCUAUUUUUGUAGAAAAAGAUUAGUGACAACCUGUAACUAUAAAGAUGUUCUCUGAACGUGUAGUACUCUAGAAAAUAAAAAUUCUUACAAAAUUUUGAAAAUGAAUGAAAAUAAACUAAAUAACAUGCAAGAUCAUAGACUCUGCAUUAGAUAUUUUAUUUGGGAGAAUUUAGAAAUUAUGAGCUUGAGUUUAUAGAAUCUGCAUUAUUGUGCCUAAAAUCUUUUUAAUGAAUAUUAUUUGCAGUUAUUUAAAACAAUAUGGAGUUAUAUCUGAAUGCAAAGAAAUGAACUCCUGCUUAAAUUGUCUUGAUACAUCAUAGUAAGUUGAAAUGUAAUUUUUAUUCCAACUGUUCGUUUUGGUAUUUCAUGGAUUAUUAGCCCUAUGUUAAGAGAAAUAAUAAUGUCUUCACCAUUCCUAAGAGUGACUGAUAUACUGUGGAUGACCCAGUACUGUUGUACAGGACUAGUUUUAGAAACUACCUAGUUUAUAGGUGUUUGAAUCAAAUUCUUUUCUAAAUUUUAAUAACCUAUUUGACUCAAAUCAAAAUUUUGCUGAAAGUAUUAGUUUUUAAAUUGUAUGCUUUCUCUGAGGUGCAUUGGGCAUUUGGAGAAUGGUUCUUCCCUUUACUGUUGGUUACACCAGUUGUUAUCAUGUAUUUAGAAAUAUUCUUCUCAUGGAGAUAUACAGGGGAAAAACGUGUUGUAAUAUUCAUGUUUGUUCUGCUUC